AUGUUGUCAUCAGUUUCCGAAGAGGUUGUGGAGUCCAAUCGUAAGAUUUUUUAAUAAUUCAUCGGUAGCGUUUGUUUUUGCGUAUCUUUUCGUUUUAGUGCAACCGAAGGGAGGAAUGGAGUAUCUAGUCGAGCUGAUCGAGGAUAAGAAGAAUCUUCAGAUGUUUCCCAAACUCUUCAGACACGUCGAUCGUCUAGUAGAUCAAGGUACCUAGCAAUUUGGUUUGCGUUGGCUGUCUGACAUUCAUUGUUUUUUGUCUUUCAGAGAUUUCCCAGGUAAGAUCUUCGCUAUUCCAGUUCAAUUUCGCAAAGGGGGGAUUAAAUUUGCCUGAUCCAAUUGGAGAUCCCAUCAUUGUGAGGGAGAAGGUUUACAUUCCUGUCGAUGAAUAUCCCGAUGUAAGUCCGAAUGUUCCAGCUGUAAUUACAUAAUUUCAGUUUAAUUUUGUGGGGAGAAUACUUGGACCUCGCGGGAUGACCGCAAAACAGCUGGAACAGGAGACCGGAUGCAAGAUCAUGAUUCGUGGGAAGGGAUCAGUGCGAGACCGAAACCGCGAAACAGCCAGGAGGGGAAAGUCGGAACAAGAAGACAAUCUUCACGUACUCAUUCAAUGUGAAGAUGCCCCAAAUAGAGCUAGGAAGCGGGUUGAUCUGGCAGUGAAACAUGUUAGCAAAUUGUUGAUACCCAUGGUAAGCACGUUCCGGAUCGCAUAAAUGUCUUAUUCUGUGAUUUUAGCAAGAGGGAUCGGACGAACUGAAGAGGAAGCAGUUGAUGGAACUCUCGUUGAUCAACGGGACUUACAAGCCCUUGCGUUCCCCUAGAACUCGCAAUUCGAAUACCGAAACUCAAGACGCUCUGAAUGAUCUGGAUCCGUCCGUCUUGGAUUCGCCUCAAGCCAGUCCUUACCUGAAAAGUCCGACUCCAUUCAGAUUGCAGGCUCCACCAAAGGGUCGUUCUCCGGCGGCUUCAGAAAAGAGUUGGAUCUCCUCAUCGCCCCCCACCGAUUCUUCCUUCGUACUCAAUGAAACUGACAACUCAUGUUUUCCUGAUACGUCUGGUUGUAACUCUAUUUUGAGGGCUUACAUGCCCGGCUACUUUCCGCCAUCGCCAGUCCUCAUCGAUGACUCACAUUUUCUUAUUUAA
Molecule: messenger RNA, 1140 nt
Organism: Bursaphelenchus xylophilus (pine wood nematode)
Lineage: Eukaryota; Metazoa; Nematoda; Chromadorea; Rhabditida; Aphelenchoididae
Source: the annotation of a GenBank genome assembly